AUGCCUUUGGUGAUAGACUGGUUCCAGCACGUUGAAUGGUGGCUCUGGGGAAGUUCUCUCUCUUCUGUCUGAUAGGGGAACUGUACUCUGGGAAGACGCUCUCUAUCCGGUGUAUCUCGGAGCCAGAGGCUGGCUUACACCAACAGCAGCAAGCUUGUAGUAAACACCUCCAGUGUCUUCACCGUCCGUCACUUCAGAAUCACAGCAGUGUGCAGGAAUGACGUGAUUACAGUUAACACACCAGCAUUUGCAGAAUCAGUCACGGAAGGAGAUGUCAGGUGGGAGAAAGCUGUUGGAGACACAGUGGCAGAGGAUGAAGUGGUGUGUGAGAUUGAAACAGACAAGACAUCAGUGCAGGUUCCAUCCCCGGCUGCUGGUGUGAUUGAAGCACUUCUAGUACCUGAUGGGGGGAAAGUGGAAGGAGGGACUCCUUUGUUCAAACUCAGGAAAACUGGAGCUGCUCCUGCCAAGGCCAAACCGGCAGUGGCACCUCCUGCUGCAGCCCCUGCACCUGAGCCUGUGGCGGCUGCUGCUGUUGCUCCACCUGCGGAGCCAAUUCCCACUACGAUGCCUCCAGUGCCCCCUGUGUCAACACAGCCUAUUGAUACCAAACCUGUGUCUGCAGUGAAGCCGACUGCAGCUCCAGUGGCAGCUCCUGGUGUGGAGCCAGGGGCCAGCAAAGGUGCCAGAUCAGAACAUCGGGUGAAAAUGAAUCGGAUGCGUCAGCGCAUUGCUCAGCGCCUGAAAGAGGCUCAGAAUACAUGUGCCAUGCUAACUACCUUCAAUGAGAUCGAUAUGAGUAACAUCCAGGAGAUGAGAGCCCGACACAGAGAAUCUUUCCAGAAGAAGCACAACCUGAAACUGGGCUUUAUGUCAGCCUUUGUAAAAGCUGUUGCCUUUGCCUUGCAGGAACAGCCCAUUGUGAAUGCAGUGAUUGAUGACACAACCAAAGAGAUGGUGUACAGGGACUAUGUGGAUAUCAGCGUUGCAGUGGCGACUCCCAGGGGUCUCGUGGUCCCUGUCAUCAGGAAUGUAGAAACUAUGAACUUUGCUGAUAUUGAGCGAACCAUCAAUGAGCUAGGGGAAAAGGCCCGAAAGAAUGAGCUGGCCAUUGAGGACAUGGAUGGUGGCACCUUCACAAUCAGCAAUGGAGGGGUCUUCGGGUCCCUCUUUGGAACGCCCAUCAUCAACCCUCCCCAAUCUGCCAUACUGGGCAUGCAUGGCAUCUUUGACAGACCUGUUGCUAUCGGAGGCAAAGUUGAAGUGCGGCCCAUGAUGUAUGUGGCACUGACAUACGACCACCGGCUGAUUGAUGGCAGAGAGGCAGUGACUUUCCUGCGCAAGAUCAAGGCUGCAGUGGAGGAUCCUCGUGUGCUGCUGCUGGACCUCUAGAGCACAGCCACAACCCCAUACAACCCAACCAGGGCAGGGACGCAGCACCAGCAGGGGCAAGAGAAGACAUUCAGGAAUCAGCAGGAGUUCAUUCCAGUCUCCUCCUCCUCCCCUGUGGUAGGAGGUGUUUUGGAGGGAACCCUGGAGCUAGCUCCUACCUCUCUUCUUGUUCUCUUGAAGGAUGGUUCAGUGUCUUCCUGGGGCUCUUGUACAAUGGCCUGGGUUUCCAGAACCACCUAUGUAGCCUCUUUCUUACCUUUCCCGCCUUCCCUGAGCGUGCCUCACCUCCAGCAGAAGCUGCCUGCUGCUGUGCUAGGCCACCUUCCCCUGUGGCUCCUGUGCCAGUUCAGAUUCCCUUCCAGCACUGGGAGGGAGGGAAAGGUUCUUGUGUGUUCCUGCCUCCUUCUUACUUCCCUGCAAAGCCAGUCAGGGAUGCCUGGGGUGACUUCGUAGCAGUGUCUUCUCGCACCCCUGCAUUCCUUCCUUUACUUGUAAUCUCAGGGGCAUGGACACUGCAAGGUUUGUCUGCCUCCACUGCUCCUCAAAUUAACAGCUGAGAUGCAUCUAUUAGGAUUCUGGCACCUGGUUCCCUCCCUUCCCAGGCAGGAAGGCAGAAGUAACCUCUUCCAUCCUCUUGUGUUAAGGUUUUGUUAAUUUUCUCUGGCCUGGUCCACAUGGUGUGAAUGUCUGAUGUUUGACAGAGAUGAGACAGCAACUCACAUGAAGGGAGGCAGCUCCAUUCCCUGCUGGGCCUGAGGCCAACCCAGGCCUUAGGCCAGUACCUGCUAGCAUUUAAGAUAAGAAACACCUCCCUGCAGCUGCAGCAACUCCUGUUUAGCAGGGCUUGCCCUGCCCCACCCCCUGCUGUGAAACAGCUGGGCAAAGUGCCCAUGCACCCUUGCCCCAGGCUGCUGGUGGGUGGGGACAUAUUCUUAGUACAGAGCGUGCACGUGUAUCUGGGAGUGAGGGCCACUUGAAGUCCCUGCAGGGUCUAUUACUCUCAUCCUCAACACAAUUUGUAAUUAAAGUAUUUAACACAAUGGGUUUUAAAGACAUGAACCAGGGAAAUGAGCUAAAGGUGGGGUGUAGUGGGAUGGGGGAGGGGAGCAGGAGUGUGUAUUUGCUGGUGCAGGGUUUUGAAUGUAUGUCCCUGACUUGGUGCAAGAAAUUAGCUGAAUGCACUAUAGGAAGAACAGAUAUACCCUGGUGAAAGGCUCAGCAUGAGAUUCUCCUCCAUGGGGCCUGUGUCACCGGGGUAAUGAUGGAAGUUGAGGCAAGAUUUUUCUCACUACGUUCUCUGCACCAGCUCCCUCUCAUGGCCUUUUUCUCAAGGGAAUAAAUUCAUUAACUCUCCAA
Pelodiscus sinensis (Chinese soft-shelled turtle) is the source of this 2748-nucleotide messenger RNA. Lineage: Eukaryota; Metazoa; Chordata; Testudines; Trionychidae. The record is from RefSeq and is a predicted model, not a curated record.